This is a messenger RNA of Rhodamnia argentea, 1445 nucleotides long. RefSeq names its product protein STRICTOSIDINE SYNTHASE-LIKE 10-like. Bases 17 to 1153 code for a protein of 378 amino acids. The transcript has 3 exons. The record is from RefSeq and is a predicted model, not a curated record. Lineage: Eukaryota; Viridiplantae; Streptophyta; Magnoliopsida; Myrtales; Myrtaceae. Gene Ontology annotation, biological process: biosynthetic process. Gene Ontology annotation, molecular function: strictosidine synthase activity.
AGAGAGACCACACACCAUGAGCUCACUCCUCAAACGCACUCCUCUCUCUCUCCCUCUCUUGAUCUUCUCCGUGUUGUUCGUCGCCUCCCCGGGUCUGGUUUCGCCGUUUGAGAUGGUGUCCAUGGGCCGGGUCGGGAGCAAGUACCACCAGCUGGCUCUCACGGAGGCCACCGGGCCCGAGAGCGUUGCCUUCGACUGCAGAGGGCGAGGCCCGUACAUCGGCGUCGCGGACGGGAGGAUCCUCAGGUGGGAAGGGCCACGCCGCAGGUGGAGGGAGUUCUCCGUGCCCACCGCGCACAGGGACAGGAAAUUGUGCGACGGCUCGAAGGACCCCAACAAGGAGCAGAUAUGCGGCAGGCCGCUGGGGCUCAAGUUCAACAGCGCGACGUGCGAUCUCUACGUGGCGGACGCCUAUUAUGGCCUCCUGAAGGUCGGGCCACGCGGCGGUGUCGCCGAGCAGCUCGCGACUUCCGGCGGUGGGGUGCCAUUCAACCUCACCAACGCGGUCGACAUUGACGCUCGGACGGGAGCCGUUUACUUCACGGACAGCUCCAUUGUCUACCAGAGAAGGGACUACAUGUUGUCCAUAGAGAAUGGAGACAAGACAGGGAGAGUACUCAAGUACGACCCCCGCACGAAGAGAGUGACGGUCCUGCUCAACGGGCUGUACUUCCCCAACGGACUGGCCCUAAGCAAGGACGGCUCUUUCCUUGUGGUGGUCGAAACUGGCAACUUCCAGCUGCUUAGGAUCCCUCUCUCGCCCUCCAGGACAGGACGCCAUGCGACUCCUGCGCAGGUUUUCUACCCUCAGCUCUCAAGGUACCCGGACAACAUCAAGAGGAACGACAAGGGCGAGUUCUGGGUUGCCCUCAACAGUGGAAGAGGACUGGUUUUUCCCAAGACGGAGGAGGGUCCUCAUCGGGGCUCAUCAGUGCGGGGCCGAGCUCACGGUGAUCGUGAUGGCAAUGAGAUUCCUUGGUUCACCAAAGACCCUGUGGCAAUCAAAUUCAGCGAACAAGGGAGAGUUGUGGAAGUGCUGGACGGGGGAUUUGGGAGGACGUUCGAGGCGGUGAGCGAGGUCGUAGAGUUCGCGGGCACACUGUGGAUCGGGUCUGGGACGAUGCCUUAUGUGGGUAAGUUCAAGGCGUAUUAAGGCUUCUGUUGGGCGUUGAUUCCUUUUCUGGUUUGGCCAAACAAGUGUGAGUGUUCUGGUUCUGUAUCGUUCAAUGUAGUCCUACAAUUUUUUCGCCUUUCUGCAGCUCGGCGCAAGGCGACAUCUCAGACUGUUCUGUAUGCGUCAUGCUUGUCAAUCUUAACUUCAUAAUAAUCGCACACAAUAUUUGGGAACAGGCACACCAUUACUAAUGGCUGUGGGGAGACAAAUCCACGUCUCCGUUACAAGAGUAGUUUCUGACUUCCGAAUGAAUUCGGUAAUCAUAAUUAGA